AUGAAUAAGGAUGACAAGAGCAUCGAUAUUGAUAAACUAGAGAAUGAUAAUGCCACUAAAUUCCUCGUCGAUGACAGCUUUAAAGAUAACUUUGAUGAUGAAGGUUCCACAAGUGAAACAUCAGCGACUCAUGUGGCUUCGAGUGCGGAGAUGAGAGAGGCAAUGAAUGGUUUUCGUAGCGACAAAAGAGUUCGACUCCUGAGAGAUGUAGCUUUGAUGCUACUCUUACUCAGUGCUUUGUUUGUGUCGACAGGUGUAUAUUUCAGUCUCACGUCGUCAGAAAGACGUGAAUUCGAGAAUACCUUCGAUGACCAAGCAACACAAGUGGGUCAUGACCUUGCAAAUCAAUUGGAGGCAAAAUUGCGGGCAUUGGAUGCAUUCUCAGUUUCAAUCACUUCUUAUGCUCGACAAGUAUCUACCAACUGGCCAAAUAUCACAGUGCCCGAUUUUGCCGAAAGAGCAGCAAGCACAUUGCGAGCCAGUAAGGGAACGGCUUUGGCAAUACACCCCGUGGUGAAGGGCGAGGACUUGAUGAAGUGGGAAGAGUAUGCGGUACAAAACCAAGCUUGGCUAGAAGAAUCUCUCGACUUCCAAUCAAGACAGUCUCCAAAGGUACUAGGAGGCUCCAGCACUAGAAACAGUGCUGCAAACGUGAUAUCUCAGUUUGUAUAUCGAGUUGUUGAUGGGAGUCCGACAGAAGUAGACGGCUCCGAUACCCGACUCCCAUUGUGGGAGCAUUUCCCUUCUCAUGAUGGGCUGCCUCCAGUAAACUACGAUGCACUGUCUAAUCGGUUGCAUGAAGAUGCCCUCGAUGUUGUGAUGGACGAUGGUUUACCGGUGCUUGGUCUGGCGUUCGAUGUAUCUAAGAGUUUCCAUGGCCUUGCAAUUGACGUUCUCGAAGAUGAUUUUUACCUUUCGAACUGGUCUGAGAUCUGGAGUUCGACUAACACCACCGACAGGGAUGGUGAGCGAAAACUACGAAAAUCGUAUCUUGAUCGCACGAACCCAGAGGCUGUCAUCCACAAAGAAGACCUUGACCAACUAGACGGCCAACUGCAACACAUUCCUGAUGAGAGAAGCCGGCACAGCGAUAAUGAUGGUCCAGCAGUCAACCUAUGGUACCCCAUACUCUCAAGUUCUUCUGAGAACCAGACUGUUGUAGCAGUUGUCAGUUUGACUGCAACCUUGGGCUCCUUCAUCGAUGCCAGUCUUUCGCACUUCAAUGGUCUGGUUCUGGUCAUCGCCAAUGGUUGCAGGCAAGAGAUGACUUUUGAAUUCAUCGAUGGUGAGGCUAUUUACCUCGGCCCUGGCGAUUACCACGAUCCAGAAUUUGAAGAUUACAGGCAGCGGUUCGAUUUGAUCCUAGCUGAAGAUGUGCAAUUAUCAAGUACAUUUUGCCCAUAUCGCGCAUUUGUGUAUCCGUCCAACCGCAUGAGCCAAGAGUACGCUUCAGGAAUGCCACCUUUCUUUUCGAUUCUCAUUGCAACAGUAUUCCUCUUCACUAUUUUUGUCUUCAUGGCAUACGACUAUCUAGUCGACCGCCACCAAAAGAAUCUUGCAGAAAAAGCCACCAGGACUACCGCGAUUGUAUCUAGUCUCUUUCCAAAAAUUGUUCGAGAUCGACUCUUCGAAGAGCAAACAAAAGCUAGUCCAUUGCCCAAGAAAAGGCAAUUCAUGAAUAGACCUCAACUACUCAGUGUCCAAGAAUCCUCUCGCAAUGUGAACAAGGUUCAAGGCUCUAUUGCCGAUCUUUUCCCUAACACAACCGUCAUGUUUGGUGAUAUCGCUGGAUUCACGGCAUGGAGCAGUUCCAGACAACCAUCCGAGGUUUUCAUGCUCUUGGAAAAUUUAUAUGGGGCACUUGAUAAAAUAGCAAGGGCAAUGGAUGUCUUCAAAGUUGAGACGAUUGGAGAUUGCUAUGUAGCGGUAACCGGUUUGCCAAGUCCACAAGCAGACCACCAUUUGCGUAUGGUAAGAUUUGCUCGAUACGCACUCCAGAAAAUAUCUGUGGUGACCCAUGACAUGGAGGUGUCGUUGGGACCGGACACAGCCAACUUGGGAUUUCGGAUUGGGCUGCAUUCUGGGCCGGUGACUGCGGGAGUACUCAGGGGAGAGAAAAGCAGGUUUCAAUUGUUCGGAGACACAGUGAACACGGCAUCUCGAAUGGAGUCCCUGGGAAAUCGAAACCAAAUCCAGGUGUCCCAAGCGACAGCCGAUCUUAUUGCUGCCUCUGGGAAGUCGCAUUGGAUGAAGAAACGAGAAGAGCUGAUUGAGGCAAAAGGAAAGGGGAAAGUGCAAACAUACUGGAUCAAGACUGCAAGCAAAUCUUCCGAUGGUGCUGAAUCAAAUGAUUUCGAUCCGCAACCCGAAGCUGCAAUACAUGAUAUCAAGCAUAAUGUCCGGCAGUCACUGAUUGACUGGCAAGUAGAACUCCUUUCCAAACUUUUGAAGCAGAUUGUACUGCAUCGGAAUUUGCUCCAACCCACGAAGUCAAAACCAAUCAAGUACAUGGAGACAAGCAAGUCUGUACCAAGAGAUGAGAUCGCAGAAAAGAUCUCUAUGCCCGCUUUUGAUCCCACGAAGGAGACGUCCGAAAGUAUGGAAUCAGUCGAUCUUCAGCAAACUGUUGUGAGACAACUGGAGGAUCUAAUUGCAACAUAUGCCGGUUUGUACCAUGACAAUCAUUUCCACAGUUUUGACCACGCCUGUCACGUGACAAUGAGCGCGAACAAACUGCUACAACGAAUCGUCUUUCGGCCAAAUGCAGAAAACGAGUUUUCUAAGGAGGCCCAUGAUUACACGUAUGGCUUAGCGUCAGAUCCCUUGACACAAUUUGCGAUUGUUUUCUCUGCAAUUGUUCAUGAUCUAGACCAUUCGGGAGUGAGUAAUAGUCAGCUCACAAAGGAAAAUAACCGCUUGGCGGUCAUGUAUGGCGGAAAGAGCGUCGCCGAACAAAACUCUGUCGAUCUUGCAUUCGAGGUGCUGAUAUCACAAUCCUACUCGGACUUGGUUUCUUGCAUUUGUGCCGACGAAAAGGAAUACAUCCGGUUCCGACAGCUCGUCAUCAACUGUGUUAUGGCUACUGACAUAUUCGACAAGGAUCUUCUGUCUCUUCGAAACUCGCGGUGGAACAAGGCCUUCAGUUGCGAUGAUGAGUCAGCAUCGGACCUAAAGGCAACGAUUGUGAUUGAACACAUCAUUCAAGCUGCUGAUGUUGCCCAUACCAUGCAGCAUUGGCAUGUGUACCAAAAGUGGAAUGAAAAACUCUUUGCCGAGAUGUGCGCAGCUUAUGAGUCUGGUAGAGGGUGCGAAAAAAAUCCAGCUACCACAUGGUACGAGGGCGAGCUUUGGUUUUUUGACAACUAUGUGAUACCUUUGGCAAAGAAAUUGGACGACUGCGGAGUCUUCGGGGUCAGCAGCGAUGAGUGCUUGAACUACGCUGUUCAGAACCGCAGCGAAUGGGCUUCGAAAGGCAAGGAGGUUGUAAAACAGUUCUCGAAAAAGUACAGUGGAACCAUGAGUCAGUGA
This is a messenger RNA of Cylindrotheca closterium, 3528 nucleotides long. The record is from the annotation of a GenBank genome assembly. Lineage: Eukaryota; Bacillariophyta; Bacillariophyceae; Bacillariales; Bacillariaceae.